Molecule: messenger RNA, 174 nt
Organism: Fusarium redolens
Lineage: Eukaryota; Fungi; Ascomycota; Sordariomycetes; Hypocreales; Nectriaceae
Exons: 1
Source: RefSeq, a predicted model, not a curated record
GCUACUUUAGCAAUUGCCAAGAGGUACCUAGUAAAGCUAGUUAAGAAGACGAAUUUCUACUACCCUUUAAGCGUGGCUAACCUAAUUUGCAUGUUUGUAACUAGAGCUGGUCAUCAUCCUCGCAUACUGCUAACUAUAUAUACUAUUAAUCGAGCUCUUCCAGAAAGACUCUAA